Messenger RNA from Fomitiporia mediterranea MF3/22, 2372 nucleotides. Its product is annotated as prolyl-tRNA synthetase. The transcript is spliced from 7 exons. Gene Ontology annotation, molecular function: aminoacyl-tRNA deacylase activity; ATP binding; proline-tRNA ligase activity. Gene Ontology annotation, cellular component: aminoacyl-tRNA synthetase multienzyme complex; cytoplasm. Gene Ontology annotation, biological process: prolyl-tRNA aminoacylation. Bases 63 to 2225 code for a protein of 720 amino acids. The record is from RefSeq and is a predicted model, not a curated record. NCBI's taxonomy places the organism in Eukaryota, Fungi, Basidiomycota, Agaricomycetes, Hymenochaetales, Hymenochaetaceae.
ACGACCUAUCACCAGUACAUUUACAACCACGUCUUCGACAUCGUAAAUAUUCUAGCAAAAGCAUGUCUAGCGUCGGCAUCGUCGCUGAUCGGCUAUCAAAGCUCUCAAUCGCACCCAGCGCAUCCAUUAAGCAUGCAGUGACGAAUUCGCCAGCAACAUGGCGGGACGCGCUCGUUACUGCGGGCAACACGCCUGAAGGAUUCCAGCUCACCAAAACGCUUGUUUUCAAGCCGAAAACCGCAAAAUCGGCCACAACUGUUCCUGUGGUAGUCAUUGCACGCGAAGAAACGGAAACAAAUUCAGCGGCUUUGGGAAGAAAAUUGAAUUUGAAGGAGUUGCGCCUUGCCUCGCCAGAUCUGUUGAAAGAUUUUUUCGCAUUGGAUAAAGACUCUCUGUCUCCACUGGCGCUUGACGCUACCACAUUCCCUAAGGUCGUCACUGUCCUUGAUACAUCGCUUGCAUCUUCUCCUGGUCCUUUCGCCGUUCACGCGCUUGCCUCUGACUCCACCAUCUUUCUCUCUGGGAAAGAGAUUGCAACAUACCUACGUGCUCUUGUAACUUCGGAAAUUAAUCUUCACGAAGUCGAUUUUGCUGCUCUUAAAGCUGAGGCAGCCGCCGUUCCUGCUGGUCCUACGAGUGCUGCUGCAGCUCCAGAAAAGGCGAUGAGAGAAGAGGGAAAGAUCGAGGGUGCUGUACAGAUUGCUGUCGGUGUGAAAAAGGAAGUUGAUUUUGCUAGCUGGUACACCAAUGUGCUAGUAAAAGCCGACAUGUUGGACUACUACAGUGUCAGUGGAUGCUACAUUCUCAAGCCAUGGUCAUACAGCAUUUGGGAGGUGAUCCAAGAAUGGUUCAAUGCGAGAAUUAAGGAAAUGGGUGUAGAAAACGCUUAUUUCCCCAUGUUCGUCUCUCAAAAGGUGCUUGAACGUGAGAAGGACCAUAUUGAAGGCUUUUCUCCAGAGGUAGCAUGGGUCACGAAAGCAGGGAGCUCAGAUUUAGAGGAGCCAAUCGCGAUUCGUCCAACCUCUGAGACAGCAAUGUACCCCUACUAUGCGAAGUGGAUCAAAAGCCAUCGUGACCUCCCACUCAAACUCAACCAAUGGAAUAGCGUUGUUCGCUGGGAGUUCAAGAACCCACAGCCGUUCCUUCGUACGCGUGAAUUCCUUUGGCAAGAGGGCCAUACUGCACAUCUUACAAAGAAGGAAGCCGACAAGGAGGUGUUGGAGAUCCUCGACCUGUACAGACGCGUCUACGAAGAAUUGUUGGCUGUUCCUGUCAUUCCUGGAAUUAAGUCCGAAAAGGAGAAAUUCGCAGGUGGACUCUAUACGACAACAGUGGAGGGCUUCAUUCCGACGACUGGUCGUGGCAUUCAAGCCGCAACGUCCCAUUGUCUGGGCCAAAACUUCUCACGUCCCGAGAUGUUCAACAUCGUUGUGGAAGACCCUGACGACCCACAGGGUACUGGCCCGAAUGGUGGAAAACUCUUUGCCUGGCAGAAUUCGUGGGGGUUAAGCACACGCACGAUUGGUGUCAUGGUCAUGAUUCAUGGUGAUAAUCAGGGACUUGUCCUUCCUCCACGUGUUGCGAGUGUACAAGUGGUCGUUGUGCCAUGUGGUAUCACUGCGAAGACUAAUAAGCAGGAAUUGUAUGAUCGAAGCGAGGAACUCACCAAGACACUGAGAAAGGUUGGCAUUCGUGCACGGGCAGAUUUAAGAGAUGGGUAUACACCAGGCUUCAAGUUCAAUGACUGGGAACAGAAGGGCGUGCCACUCCGGCUUGAACUUGGUCCUAUUGAUAUCCAGAAGAAGCAAACGCUUUCAGUCCGACGGGACACAGGGGUUAAAGCACCUAUACCGCUCGCGGACCUCGGAACUGCCAUUCCCGAACUCCUAGAGACGAUCCAACGAGAAAUGUACGAGCGCGCGAAAGCCGCUUUCGUGUCCCGCCUUCGUGUCGUCACGAAAUGGGAUGAUCUUGUUCCGACGCUUGAUGGUAAAUGUGUUGCUGUACUUCCAUGGUGUGAGGAAGAGGCUUGCGAAGACGAUAUCAAAGAAAGGAGUGGGCGAGACUCUGAACCACAAGAUGCACGUGCUCCGUCAGCAGGUGCCAAAUCGCUCGCCAUCCCAUUCGACCAGUCGCAAUAUCCGCCGAUCCAACAGGGCGUUACGAAGUGCCCGGCUUGCGGAAAGGACGCCAAGCGCUGGACAAUGUUUGGGCGAUCAUAUUAGCGGCGGAGCUGGUUAAGCGAAAGAAGGCGAAGUGCUGUCCUUGUUGCAUCACCUGUACUGAAAGUUCUUGCUGCUUGUAUUCGUGUAUGACGAUUUGUUGUCGAUUUACUCAUUAGAAACUAGACCAGAAAAUAAAAGAUCGGGGAG